This is a messenger RNA of Bacillus rossius redtenbacheri, 4657 nucleotides long. RefSeq lists its product as uncharacterized. The record is from RefSeq and is a predicted model, not a curated record. The transcript is spliced from 5 exons. Lineage: Eukaryota; Metazoa; Arthropoda; Insecta; Phasmatodea; Bacillidae. Bases 143 to 2203 code for a protein of 686 amino acids.
GUGAACUGCAGGCUUCCCUUUUUUGUAAACAUAGUGAACACUGGAGGGAUAAAAUGUGUUCAUGAUGUAGACCAAAACUAUAUUUUGGAAAAGGUUUCCGUUGAAAAAUCUCCAAAGUGAUUUUGGUGAAUUCAUAUUCGAGAUGCUGCGACGGCGGGGAGACGGGCGCCCCUCCGCGCGGCUGCUGGCGCUCCUGGUGGUGGCCGUCUCUACGCUGAUCGUGCUCUAUGGCCUGCUGUCGGCGCCGCGGUGCUGCGGCGACACGCGCGCCGACCGCUGGCCCCCUAGCCGCGCGGUGCCCUUCUUCCAGGCCUCAGACCCGGCAAAGAAUCCGUUCCUCGUCUGGAGCGCCGGCUGCAAGAUCCCGAAUGUGGACCCCUUCCACGAGUCCUUGCGGCCUCUGAUGGCUCCGCCCAGGGUCGCCAACUGCUCGGAGUGGGCGCAGCUCACCGCCGUCUCCCCCGCCCCCGGACCCGCCGGCCGGUUCCAGCUGCGCGUCGACCCGGGGGCGGCGGCGCUGUACGCCACCUCCGGGGGGCAGCUGAGCUGCUGCUACUCCACCGCCUCCCGCCCCGCCCCCGUGAAACCCCCCACCCCCACCAGGGACAAGAAGCACGACGGCGGAGCGGACGCGCGCUACGAGUUGACCAACUGCACGUAUUUCAAAGAAGAAACACUCCUGCCGUCGGGAACAGAGUUCAUUCUGGUUCGCUGCUUCACGCGAGUGCUGUCCGUGUUCUCCAAGGAAGUUUACUCCAACAUGCACGCCAUGGUGCCCAUCAAGGCAAGCGUUCUGCGCAAGAUGAAAACGAAGAAGAGGACGAAGGCUCUUCAAGACACCAGUUCCGACUCUUUAAGUGUCCUGUUGCUGGGGAUAGACGCGACUUCACGACUCAACCUGAUCCGCAAGCUACCGUCGACGUUCACCUACCUGAAGAGGAACAGCUGGUUCGAGAUGGCCGGCUACAACAAGGUUGGGCUCAACACCUUCCCCAACAUCUUCCCUCUGCUCACGGGACUCCGCAUCCACUACCCGAAGAACGGAACCUGCUUCCCCUCGGAAGACAGAGUCCUGGACGGGUGCCCGUUCCUCUGGAGGAACUACUCGGAGCGGGGGUUCGUCACGGCGUACGGCGAGGACGCCCCCGACAUCAGCACGUUCAACUUCCUCAAUGUGGGGUUCUCGGAGCAGCCGACAGACUACUACCUGCGCGCCUACAUGCUGGUCCUCUACAGGAAGAUAAUCUCCAGGUUCAGCAACUCGUGGACCUCGUGCUUCGACAUGAUGGAGAUCACGGACCACGUGCUGAGGUACGCGGUGGACUUCGCGGCCACGUUCAGGAAGCGCCCGUUCUUCGGGAUGUUCUGGCUGAACAACUUCAGCCACGACGACCACAACAACAUAGCGGCGUUCGACGCGAAGUUCCUGGAUUUCUUCUCACAUCUCCAAGACGUCGGGGUCAUGAACAAGACCAUGGUCGUGUUCUUCAGCGAUCACGGGAUGCGGUUCGGCAAGAUUGCCGAGCACCCCCUCGGACGGUUGGAAGACAAGCUCCCUUUCCUGUACAUCUGGCUCCCGGAAUGGUUUCGGGACCAGAACGAGCUGGCGGCAAGGAACCUGAGGAUAAACGGCGGCCGGCUGACAUCGCCCUUCGACGUGUACAGGACACUGAAGUACAACCUGGUGCGGUCUGAAAGCACCGACGAAGGGGAUGAGUCUUGGAACAAGCAUUCCUGCAAGACCAGCAUAAACCUGUUCAAAGAAGUGCCUGUUGGUAGGAGUUGUGAAGAUGCUUGCAUACCUCCCGAAUGGUGUUCCUGUGCGUGGUAUCAUGACAUUCCAAAUAACGAUUUAAUUGGCGUGGCGGCUUUGAAAUAUGUGGUAAGCAGGCUUAAAAAUAUAGUAAGCCAUACUCACAAACUAACAAAUCAUACUGCAGCAGUGUGCGCCCAACUUUCGUUGGAAAAAGUGGUUAAAAUAAGCAAGAAGACAGAUGAGAAUAGCGCUGAAGUGGGCGAGUAUUUACUGCAGUUCGAGACAUCUCCCGGGAACGGUGUGUUCGAGGCAAUGGUUAGGCACCAUCGCGAGAAGUCAAAUUUUCAACUGGUAGGGGACAUCAACAGGUUAAGCAGGUACGGUAAUCAGAGUUGGUGCGUCGAUGACUCUGUGCUAAAAAACUACUGUUUUUGUGAGAUGACCUAGCGUCGAAGGGCGGACGAUCGAUGUGUGAUUGGGUAUUAGUUGUGAACACGUCGGUGCUUGCAGCGCUUUAUCGUGCCUACUCUAACGGUCUCAAAAGGUCUGCUAUUUCAUUUUAUGGUCAUCGAAACCAAAUUUCGGAUCUCUGGUGAGCUGCAGUUGUUCAUUCAGUUCCGAAAAAUAGACUACUAUUUUUUUUGUUUUUUCUUUCUUUUUAGUGAAAUGUGACAUACGUUUGCUGGGAACGGAACAACAUUGUGGAUUUGUAAUAAAUAUUUUAAAUAUUAUAUCGUUAUAUUGGUCAUUGAAAAAAAGAUUAGAGAGAAAGGGUGCCAUAACAUUUUAGAAUAAGUUUUUGAGUGAUCAGUUACCGAACUUUGGUCCAACAACCGGAUUAGCUGUAGGCCUACAUGGGACAUUCUAAACCAUUGUUUAUAUGUAGUAGUUCGAGUGAUGUAGGACUGGUUGUGGAUAGAGCCAUGUUUAUUUCGCUUAUUCAUUUAACUCCAGCUCAGUUUCAAAUUGCUUGAAUCCAAUUGUCUCUUUUUAUAAUGCUCGAUUAAAUAUAUAUAUGCACAUAUGUCAUUGUCGGUUUUCGAGAAAUCACAGGUCGGACAAGAAAGAUGAAUAUACCAACACACAGAAAAAUCUAGAAAUAUCAGCAAAUUUUAAAUGUGUUAAUAUGUGUAAACAGCACAAAUAAUUCUGUGGAAGUAAUUUGUCGGGGGGAAAAAAUCACGGCACAGAAGAAAAAUGUGAGAUGACAAUGAAAAGUCAGUUGUAUCAAGAACAGAAAAUUAAAACCAAAUUCUUGGAUAGCAGAAUGACAUAUAGACGAACGAACGACAAAAUCUGACAACAGAACGGCAACAUAGCGACACGCAAACGAACCCAGCGUUGAAAUUAAACAUAAGUACAUAUAUUCAUCUUUAUUGUAAUAUAUUUUUUUUUUAAUUUCUCUGUAACAUACAGUGAAAACCAGCAAUGGCAUAUGUCCAUGAAAAUUUUCUGACUCAAUCUUACCCUUUACAAAAAUCAUUCAAAGAACAUUUUUUUAAUGCUCAUUGGUCUAUAAUGAGGUCACGACCUUAGACAGGUUACUGUGCUUGAUUGGGAAACCACUUGUUAUCCUUGUUUUUAACUGUCUCAAGCUCUUCAAGGGCAAGACAAGUGAACAGUAAAUCAAUCAUCAACAUGAAGCACAUGCAUAUGUGCAUCAAGUCUACUUAGUUACCCAACGAAUCUAUGAAAUAUUGUGGCACUAUUCAUAAGGCAUCUCCAACACAGGUCUUUAUUGUCUAGGAGGGUUGCUGGUGGUGUAGAAUAUAAUUUCCAUUGAGAUAUAUGUAAUACGUAUAUUUUAUCUCAGUGUAUAUGCUUUUAACUGGACAUGUAAAAAAUGGUAACUACGUUGGGAUUGUAAAGGCUGUGAAUAUAUCGAAGAAUGUGAUCUGAACUAACCCAUAUCCAUUUCACAGUGCCUUUUGUGGUGGCAUGUGACUUUGUGGAGAUUAAUGUUCUGAUGAGCCAAUUUUGGCCUUCACGUGUAUUUGUGCAAACUUUUCCACUAUGAGACUGUCUUGUGAGUGUGAACUCGAGUUUUCUGUAGUGUGGUUCCAUGUUUACAAAUUCCUUUUUCUAUGCAUUCUUAAAAGGUUGUUUGUAAUUUUUUACUACUACUGAAAGCUGUAGUUUUUAGCUUCUUUUUUUAUUAUUUUUACGUCCUCAUCGUAGAACACUUUCUUUGCUAUACCGGUAACAAAUAAUAUUUUUAGAACAAAAUAAAAUAUUUUUUUUUUUUUAAAUAUGAACCAUUGAAAUGUUGCAAUUCUGCAAAGUUUUGUUUCUUCAAACAAAAUUAAUCUUUAUGUAACCAGAAAAAGACUGUUACUAUCAUUAAAAUUUGCAACAACUUUUUUAAUGAGGAAUUCAAAAAUGGUUUGAGUUAAGCCAAAGUUUUUUAAGCACAGAAUAUAUCAAUUUUCAAAUUAAAAAUCAUACCGAAAAAUACAUUUGGCUAGCAUUCAUGAUUUAUAUGUUUUCUAUACUAUUGUUGAUUCGUGUUAUAUUUAUUAAUUUAAACAAUAAAAUCACAAAAAGGUUUCUACUCUACUAUAAAGGGCGUACUUUUACAGAGAUUUUUCAACCAUUCUAGAAUGUGAUGACAUUAUUGCUAUUAUAAUGUGCAAAUGGUAAGGACGUAAUCUUGGAGCCAUACAAUAGUUUAAUUAUAUUCUCUUGUUCGAUAGCGAACAGGUAUUUGACUGACAAUGAUUUUGUUCCUACUACAUUUGAGUCAAUCGUUAUUUUACUUGUUUGUAAGAAAAAGUUACAAAUUUCUUGGUUAUUCAGGUAUAUAUUUUGGUACUUUGACUCUUUUAGAUGUGUGUUUUGUAACUGGUUAUGAUUGUAUAAUAUAUUUUUUGUGUGUGUUGGCAGUGCAAAUGCAAAUAAGAA